GCAUAGAGUUCGUUGAUUGGUGGUUGUUUCGUCCUUUCUUUCUACUAGCGUCAAGGCCUGCUGGACAAACGUCACGUUUGAUACUUAAUAUUCAUGUGCCUGACCCUCGCCGUAGUAUGAUUAGUAGAACGCGUCACUUAGGGCUCCGCUGAUCUGCUGUGAGUGACAGCGCACGCUAGCCUCCGGAGGAAACGCAGAGACGUAAUGGCAGGUCUCGCGACCAUCCGUUUGAACCAACUUUAAUCAUGAAAUAGGCUGUUUGGCACGUGCCCCACCCCGAACGUAAUUUUUCCCAACCAUUUGGAGAAAUUCUGUUGCUUAAACAACACAGGCCUUUAUUAUUUUUCAACCAUGACUACUUACAACGUCUCACUUGCUGGACCUUCGCCUUGGGGUUUCCGGUUGCUGGGAGGCAAAGACUUCAACAUGCCCCUCACCGUUUCUAGGAUUACACCAGGGAGCAAGGCAGCAUUGAGCAGCCUAAAUCAGGGUGACAUCAUCGUGGCUAUUGAUGGAGUUAGCACAGAGGGGAUGACACACCUGGAGGCCCAAAACAAGAUCAAGUCUGCCACUUUCAAUAUGGCUCUCACCAUGCAAAGGUCAAAGCGGCCCACCCCAGUUCCCAUGGGUACACCAAGGAUUGACUCUCCUUUGCCUAUGAUCGCCCAUCAGAAGGUCAUUACCAACACAUCUGCCAACACUGAGUAUAUGCCCAGCUUCAACCCCAUAGCUCUGAAGGACACUGCACUCUCCACCAACAAGCCCAUAGAAGUGAAGGGGCCUGGAGGCAAGGCCACCAUCAUCCACGCUCAAUACAACACUCCUAUCAGCAUGUACUCCCAGGAUGCUAUCAUGGAUGCUAUUGCUGGUCAGUCCCAGGCCAGAGGUAGCGAGAUGUCCGGCAAUGAAGCGCUUACUGACUCCCCCCUAUCUGCAUCUAGUACUCCUGCCGAGCAUGCUCCAGUGUCUACCAGCUUUGCACCUGUCUGUCCGCCUACUAUCGCCGCUUCGCCCAAUGAGCUCCUUUUGGAGCCACAGAUAGCCAAUCAGGCACCUGAGGCUGAACAGAUUCCAGAACAACAUUCUGUGAACAGCUUCAACUUACAGGCGUCUAGUGGUUACACAUCCCAGUACAAAACCUCCAUCUCCAGUUCUUACAGCCAGCCUCCACCAAUGCACCAACCAAUGCACCCACCAAUGCAGCCACCAAUGCAGCCAUCACCCAUGCGGCAGCCACCACCACCAAUGCAGCACAGCUCCAUCCAGAUCCCUGUAGGUCCACCUAAAGUGGUCAGCACUGCCACCAUUUUACCCACAGGCUACCCAGCUCAUCCAGCUCCAGCAAUGGUUCACACGCCUGCUCCGAUUCCUCCUGCUGCACCUGCGCCAGCCUCUGGCCCUUCCUCCAACAGGCCCCCUUGGGUUACUGAUGAGAAUUUUGCCAAUAAGUUUGACCCUAUCAAACCCACCACAACAAAUAUAAAAGUUCAGCCUCUUCCCCAGGCUGCUCCACCACCGCCAGCCUACAUCCCCAACCCCGUCCGUGCUCACGCCCAAGCUCCUGCUGCACCUAGCCCCGCAUUCAACCCCACCCCGUUCCCACCUGUGGCCCGUGGAGUUGCUCAAAGGGCAGAGCGGUUUGCAGCCGGCAGCAGAACGCCUCUGUGUGGAUCCUGCAACAGCAUCAUCAGGGGACCGUUCCUGGUAGCACUGGGUCGUUCUUGGCAUCCAGAAGAGUUUAACUGCCAUUAUUGCCACUCGUCCCUGGCUGAUGUCAGCUUUGUGGAAGAGCAGAAUAAUGUUUACUGUGAGAACUGCUAUGGAGAGUUCUUUGCACCUACCUGUGCCCGCUGCAACACCAAGAUCAUGGGAGAAGUGAUGCAUGCACUUAGACAGACCUGGCAUACUACUUGCUUUGUAUGCGCAGCUUGUGGAAAGCCUUUUGGAAAUAGCCUGUUUCAUAUGGAGGAUGGGGAACCCUAUUGUGAGAAAGAUUACAUCAGUCUCUUCAGCACAAAGUGCCAUGGCUGUGACUUCCCAGUUGAGGCAGGAGACAAAUUUAUUGAAGCUCUUGGCCAUACUUGGCACGAUACUUGCUUUGUUUGUGCGGUGUGCAAUGUGAAUCUGGAAGGACAACCUUUCUAUUCCAAGAAGGACAAGCCCUUAUGCAAGAAGCAUGCACAUGCCAUUAAUGUGUAGAUGCUGAAAUAGUGCAACAUAAGUUGUCUAAAGGAACCAAAUGCAAUUUACAUAACAUCUGCAUUAAGGUUCUGUGGCAAAGCGUCAGUGCCAAAUCCAAAUGAAAUGGAAAAUUAUUAAACAAAUGACUGAAUUAUACAUACAAUAGGUGUUCUGACAAAAUGCAUGUAAUUCAUUAAAGCCCAAUGUGCACAUUGUUAUUAUUUUGGUUAUAUUUUUGCCUGAUACACAUUAUAAAAUUGAUAUAACCUCAGAUUCACUUUAUGGAUUAGUGACAAACUUUGUUUUGGUAAGAGAGAAUUUAAUAGGUUAUUCAAGGGUACAUGGGCAAGAAUAACAAUCUUGAGUUGAUGUAUUUGCAGAUCAGAAACAGUCUGAUUGAAAAUCUAUCUAUUUUAUGCCUUAAAAAAAAGUUUAUUUUUAUUGCAUUACAGUUUUUUUCACAUAAUAUUAUAAGGCCUACAGUUUUCACACUCGCACAGGAAUCACAAAGAAUGUGCUGGUGUCUAAGGUGGCAUAAGCAAUUUCUAAGAAAGGCUGUUAAAAACUGAAUGAACACCCAAAAGAGAGAGCGACCGAGCAAACAUUUGUUAAUAUGUGUUUUGACAGUGCUCUGAUAAAGCUAACUACACCGUUAAUUGUUUAAUGAUUGUGUUUAAGUGCUAACAAUCUCCAUCAAUGGUUUUGUGUGAAUGUGUGGUCAUUAAUCCAAUUGUCAUGUCAAUAUUAGUGUUUUUGAUUAUGAUAAAACAUGAUUAUGCUAGCUAACUAGAAUUAGAAUAAAUAUAGUGUAUGCAAGACUUAGCUGUAUAAUAUCCAUCCUGUGAGGUUUAACGAAAUACACUUAAGCGGUUCAUGUUUUGCCUGGUUACCUUGUUUUUUGUGGUGGAAAAAACUCUACAUUCUUUGCCAUUUAAACUGUUUUAAAAUAGCACGGGUUGUUCUCUUUGCCAAGAAUGAGGAGUUCAUACGAGACAAUUAAGACAAGACCAGUUUUAUCAAAAACUGCAAUUUUUUAUCUUUAUACAAAACAAUGACAAAUGUGUUAACUCAGAUGUAUUUUAUUUUCUUUGUGGGUAAAUGCUGCCCUGUGAGGUGCAACUCUGAGAGCACAGUUUAUUAUAUUACAGUUAUUAUUUCAUGCCAAUUUGCUAUCACACCAAUGUAAAACAUCAAGACUGUAGACACUCAUAUUUUCUUUAGUCUGUUUGAUGUUAUUUUUCAUGCAUACAAUUCUUGAACUUGAACAUAGAAACUUGUUUCAUUGAGACAUUUUUAGAAAUGUGUCAUUAAUGCACCAGCAUAGUACAUAUAUUUUCACUUCCAUGUUUUUAAUUUAUUCUAACGUAACACAAGAGUUGAGAUGUGUUCUAAGGACUAUAGAUUUCAGGUUGUCUUUUAAAAGUAUUAUUUACACAAGUACCAGUUUGGCAUGUAAUAUAUGCCUCUCUAACAUGUAAUAAAUUAUUAACAUCUUUUUUACACAAGUAAUUUAUAGCAGACUUCCGUUUAAAUAUAUAGGAAUAACGAAUAAUUUUAGCAUGCUACAGAAACGCAUAUUUUAUUUUCAUUGUGUACUUUAAUGCUAUUGAAUGCGUCACUUUUCAUAUUGUGUUAUCUGUGUCUUCUGCCAUAUUCUGCGGUUCACCUGGGUAUUUUAAACUAUUUAAGUAUCCAGAUACAGAAAAAUAUAUAAAAGAGCCAUAAAUGAUUUUCUGUAUUUGCAGGUCAUUAGUAUUGUUUCAGCACCCCAUUAAAAAAAAUCUGUUACACGUGG
This is a messenger RNA of Triplophysa dalaica, 3976 nucleotides long. RefSeq names its product LIM domain binding 3a (gene ldb3a). Bases 352 to 2199 code for a protein of 615 amino acids. Gene Ontology annotation, biological process: heart development; actin cytoskeleton organization; muscle structure development. The transcript is spliced from 15 exons. NCBI's taxonomy places the organism in Eukaryota, Metazoa, Chordata, Actinopteri, Cypriniformes, Nemacheilidae. Gene Ontology annotation, cellular component: stress fiber; filamentous actin; Z disc. Gene Ontology annotation, molecular function: actin binding; muscle alpha-actinin binding. The record is from RefSeq and is a predicted model, not a curated record.